AUGCCGACAAUCUUCGAACUGGGCCGUGAAGAGCUACAAGACCUAUGUCUAUUUCUUCGACCAGCUUUAGAGACAAUACGAUUAGACAUAACUACGACUGACCGGUUAAGAGCGUUGAUUACAGAAUGGCUAUUACUGAAUGACUUGUCGACAAUGCACUCGUUUCAAAUGCACGAUCAUGGAUGGGUCAGGCCGGACAAGGCGGACUGCCAGAGUUGUGGUCGAUAUCGGGUUGGAAGGCGUAAGUUUUAUUUAUGGUAGGGAAAUUUUGAGGUGAGGGUAGGGUAGGGUAGAGUACUGUAAGAUAGAGUAGGUUAGGGCUGGUAGGGUAGAAUAGGGUACUGUACAGUAAGAUAGAGAAGGUUAUGUUAUAUUAGGGUAGGGAAAGAGCUAAAACAUAUGAUUUUAAAAUUUUUAGCCGAAGUAUACCAAGAGCUAGACGUAACUCAUGUAACACUACCAGAUAAACAACUAGAGUCUAUGGAAAUUGUCACAACGCCAGGUACCAGUGGCAUCAGCUUGCAAGGGCCAACUCAGAUCAUAGGGCCCGGAGAAGUGGUGGAUACUCAACCAGUUUCGGCCGAUUUUGUCCAAGUCAAAACGUAUGUGAUAUAAACUUAGAUUUUACUGCAUUUUGUUGUUAUAUUAUGGUAAAAUACGUACUUCAUACCUUUUUUAGGUUUAACAUUCUUUUCCAGAAGUUAUGGUUACUUUACUAUUCAUUCAGUAUAAUAUUGUAGUACCUAACUAAACAAAAUUUCAGUACGGACACAACCUGGCAUAGGCCAACCACAAAACCACCCCCUGCUCCCCAUCGACGUCACAAACCCACUUGGGGUGAAGGCAGUUGUUGUUUCUGUUGUUGUCCCGAGAAUUCGCCCCCGCCGCGGCGGAGAGUCCCAGUUACACAGCAACUAAGGGACGAGGAAGAGCCUUCAGGAUGUGUUGAUUACUGUGUCAUGUGUAUAUUAUGUCAAUGCAUGAGGAUAUAA
Messenger RNA from Bursaphelenchus okinawaensis, 992 nucleotides. The record is from the annotation of a GenBank genome assembly. Lineage: Eukaryota; Metazoa; Nematoda; Chromadorea; Rhabditida; Aphelenchoididae.